Messenger RNA from Nothobranchius furzeri (turquoise killifish), 3667 nucleotides. It is a transcript of the gene acsbg2, whose product is annotated as acyl-CoA synthetase bubblegum family member 2. Gene Ontology annotation, cellular component: endoplasmic reticulum; membrane. The record is from RefSeq and is a predicted model, not a curated record. Lineage: Eukaryota; Metazoa; Chordata; Actinopteri; Cyprinodontiformes; Nothobranchiidae. Gene Ontology annotation, molecular function: long-chain fatty acid-CoA ligase activity.
GGGGUCUUCAGAGGGAGGGGCCAACAGAGCCAGCUACUAGUGUUUGAAUGGUUUGAAUGAAUGGUAUGCUGCCUCAUGUUGUAGACACAGAGGCUGCUUGGAAUAUUGGUGUGUGUGUGUGUGUGUAUUGGUGUGUGUGUGUUCUGCGGCCAUCUGAAGCUAAACGUUUUUACAAAAGCGGAUAAAAGGAGACGAUUCCGGUUAAAAAACAGCUCCAGAGACUCAAGAAUUUUCCAACAAUGCAACUGACCGCCUGUGAGCCCACGACCACGUCUGAAGCCGUGGUGAUGGAGCCUCCUCAUGCAGCAGGCUUCCUGGUGUCCUGCAGUGCAGGAGAUAGCGCAGCGUCCUUUGAUGACGAGGUUGUGGACACAGCAAAUGAGUCUUCUGAGGAGGAGUCCACAGGAGAGAAAGAGGAGAACUCUUCUCAGGACGCAGUGACCAGCAGCUCCCAGACUCCAGCAGCCACUGCUGCACCACAGGUGAUCGCUCAGCGUCCGGACUCGCUGUCAGUGCCGCCGUCAGCAGAGGUCCGUCUGUGGACGACUCGGCGCGACGGAGAGGUGAAACUCAGGAUGGGCGACUCUGGUCUAGCUGCUGAGACCCCUGUGACUGUAAACCAGAUAUUCACAUCAGCGGUGGAACGUUUUGGCGAUUACUCGGCUUUGAGUUGGAAAGAGGGGGAGCUGCAGAAAACCCUCAGCUACAGAGAGUACUACCAGGCCUGCCGCACCGCUGCUAAGAGCUUCCUAAAGCUCGGUUUGCAGCGAUAUCAUGGUGUCGGGAUCCUUGGAUUCAACUCAGCUGAGUGGUUCAUCUCUGACAUCGGAACCAUUUUGGCCGGUGGGUUUGCUGUGGGGAUCUACACCACCAACUCCCCUGAGGCAUGUCAGUAUGUAGCAGAAAACAGCAAAGCCAACAUCAUUGUGGUGGAGAACCACAAGCAGCUGCAGAAAAUUCUUCAGAUUGAAGACAAGCUUCCUCACUUAAAAGCUAUUGUCCAGUACAAAGAUUCCCCAAAAGAGAAGAGACCAAACCUGUACUCGUGGCAGGAAUUCAUGGAGCUUGGACGUGACGAGCCUGACGCGCCCCUUGAUGCCAUCAUCGCCAGCCAGAAGCCCAAUCAAUGCUGCACACUCAUCUACACCUCAGGGACCACAGGCCAACCCAAGGGAGUCAUGCUGAGCCACGAUAAUAUUACCUGGACGGCACUUUCUACCGGCAAACACGUGCAACUUACGGAGGCCACACAGAGUCAGGAGGUGGUGGUCAGCUAUCUGCCACUGAGCCACAUCGCGGCUCAGAUGGUGGACAUCUGGAUCGUCAUGAGGGUCGGGGGCUUGACCUACUUUGCUGAUCCGGAUGCCCUGAAGGGUUCUCUGGUGAACACUUUAAAGGAAGCCCGUCCCACGGCCUUCAUGGGCGUCCCUCGAGUCUGGGAGAAGAUGCAGGAGAGGAUGAAAUCCGUUGGAGCGAAGUCUUCAACUGUGCGCAGAAAAGUGGCUGCUUGGGCCAAAGAUGUUGGUCUUCAGAGCAAUCUGACCAGGAUGAACCAAAACUCUGCAACCGGCCGCCGUCCUUUCAGCUACCACGUCGCCAAAAAGCUUGUGUUCAAGAAGGUGCGUAAGGCUCUGGGUUUGGACCGCUGCACCAAGUGCUACACGGGCGCCGCCCCCAUCACCAAAGACACUCUGGAGUUCUUCCUCAGCCUUAAUAUUCCUCUUUACGAACUGUACGGCAUGAGUGAGAGUGCCGGGCCUCACACCAUCUCUCACCCUGAGGCCUUCAAACUCACCAGUUGUGGUAAAGAGAUCCCAGGAUGCAAAACUAAGGUGCACAACCCUGAUGAAGAGGGAAAUGGUGAAAUCUGCUUCUGGGGUCGCCACAUCUUCAUGGGUUACCUGAAUAUGCCCGAUAAGACGGAGGAGGCUCUGGACGAAGAGGGCUGGCUGCACUCAGGUGACCUGGGCAAACACGAUGAGAAGGGAUUGCUCUACAUCACCGGCAGAAUUAAAGAGCUGAUCAUCACAGCCGGGGGUGAGAACGUCCCACCUGUCCCCAUUGAGGACGCAGUGAAGGAUGCUGUGCCGCUGAUUAGCAACGCCAUUCUAAUCGGAGACAAUAAGAAAUUUCUGUCCAUGCUGCUCACCAUUAAGUGCGAUAUUAACGCAGAGACGGGGAACCCCGAGGACGAGCUGUUGCCAGAAGCGGUGGAGUUUUGCAGGAAGUUGGGCAGCAAUGCCACACGAGUCUCUGAGAUCGCUGGAGGCCGGGACCGCGCCGUCCACACCGCCAUUCAGGAAGGGAUCAACCGAGUUAACGAAAAGGCCACGUCCAACGCUCAGCGCAUCCAGAAGUGGCUUGUCCUGGAACGAGACUUCUCCAUCGCUGGAGGAGAGCUGGGUCCAACCAUGAAACUAAAACGGACCGUGGUGCUGAAGAUGUACAAGGAGCACAUCGACAACUUUUACAGUGAGCCUCCGACCCCGUCGACCCCAGAAAACCCGCUGCCUCCUAAAUAAACGCUUCUCUACCUGCAGUGACCUUCGACGGCCCACGUUGCACUUGCCGACGCGCUGCGACCCUUCUGCCCGCCUCCUGGUGUCACGUCGCUCCUGUGUGUUUAGCCUUCCUUCUGUCAGGGUUUAAGUGUGAUUGUUGUACAGACAAGAACAGACAGGAGAACUGUAAAAAUGAAGCUUUAGGAGUUUGUCGUUAUGAGUUGAACUGAGCUAUUUAUUUGUGUCUGAGAAGCAGGAUGAAGCUAAAUGUAUAAAUGCUUUAAUGUAAUACUUGAGCUAAAGACGCCUAAUCCAAAACACAACAGAAGGUUUUAACUUUUAUUUACUUUUGCCAAAGUUUGUUUUUUACCUCCAAAACAAAAGAAUCAAUUGAAGAAAAUUUAAUGAAAACACUUGAAUCGUUUACAGAAAUUUGCUGAUUUAUUUAAACUUUUUUUUACGUUAAAUAAAAUGUGCUCUUAAAGGAAUCUCAAAAUCCCAAACAGCCAUAAGUGAUGGUUCUUGUACUUUUUAUUCAACUUGUGUUGAUUUUCUUGUCAUUUAAUGCCAUAAUUUGUGGAUUGAUGUAAAUACAUUUGUGCGUUCUGUUAAAGCUAUCUAGAACAGUUCCACGUGUACAUAUGUUUCAUCUGUCUCUGGCCUCUUUGGGAAUGUUUCUCCUGAGCAAACUUCUAACAGAGGUUUUUGCACUCCAAAGCAGCUGAUCUUCCACAGGCAGUUCAUCCUGCAGGUAUGGGAAAUGUCGGCUAGUGAAAGUUUAACUGUGUGAGUUUUAUUCUCCUGAAGGGGCUGCAGUUCAAAGUGAAAGAGAACGAGUUUCCUCACAGCUAAAUGGGAAUGACAGUUAUCCAGACAGGUCGGAGGGGCAGCUACAUCCACUCCAAUGCAGCUGACUUUUCAUAGUAGAACGGGAAAAUAAAAGGUUUUAUUACAAGUUUAAUGUAAAAAUCUGUGCUGCUAAAAUGUUUGCAUCAAACAGUUUGGGAGCUCACAUGAUCCCGGGGAGGUCACAUGACCCCAGGCACAAGCUGUAUGACUUGAACUUUAAAAGCUGGGAGAGAAAUGUAAAGCGGGCCUGUUGGUGCCGACAGAAAUGUGAAUAUUUGUGUGAUCAGCUCCAAAAUAAAAAUAUUACAAUCAUCCAA